UUAAACCCUCAAAACCUCGAAGCCAAACACUGAACAACCGAAAAGCUAUCCAUCCACUCGAAGCAGAAAGUGCAGUUAACAAUGGCUUCAAACGCCUCAAUUCUCACCCGCAAUUCUCUGUUAUCAUUACGGUUCGUGGGGUUUCCCCGAUUACCCAUUUCACAAAUCCAUACCCGGACCCGAAUUCACCCAAACCCAUCUCAUACAACCCGACCCGGACUGUCUUCUUCUUCUUCUUCUUCUACUACUACUACUACUACUAUCAGUUCUUCAACUCAUGGAUUGAAAAGUUUGUAUCUUUCUGAUAUUGGGCCUAAACGGUUAGUUUCUAGCAGUAAUUUUCAGUUGUCAGCGGUUUCAGGCGACGGAAGUGGUGGUUAUGGAGGUUCUGGUGAUGGAAAUUCAAGUGGUGGUGACAAUGGCAGUACCAGUGGUGGUGGUGGUGAGGGUGGGAAGAACUGGUCAUUGCUUGCCUGGUACUUAUCUCUUCUGGAGAAAUAUCCAGUAUGGACAAAAGCAGUUACAUCUGCAUUGUUGACACUUUUUGGAGAUCUAAUCUGUCAGCUAUGGAUUGACCAAGUAGCAUCUGUGGAUGUAAAGAGGACGUUUCUAUUCACAUUCUUGGGGUUUGUUUUGGUUGGUCCAACUUUGCACUUUUGGUACCUCUACCUGAGUAGAUUGGUCACAACUCCAGGGGUCGCUGGUACUCUCAUGCGUCUUGUACUAGAUCAGUUCCUUUUUGCUCCAAUUUUUGUUGGAGUUUUCUUAUCCUCUUUGGUAACACUUGAGGGAAGGUCAUCACAAUUGAUUCCAAAGCUUCAACAGGAGUGGGUCUCAUCUGUCCUUGCAAAUUGGCAACUCUGGAUACCUUUUCAGUUUUUCAACUUCCGGUUUGUGCCUCAGCAAUUUCAGGUCCUUGCGGCUAAUUUCAUUGCUUUAGUGUGGAAUGUCAUACUGUCAUAUAAAGCCCACAAAGAAGUUAUUGUAAAAUAGUUAUAUCAAUGUUUCUUUUAAACUAGUGUCAUUUUUGACUUCCAUUACAUGGGAUAAAUGAUUUACUUACUGAAGAAAAAGUAAAAUGAAAUUGUUUCUUAUCAGAAGAAGUAAGUUAUCUCUUGGACGUACUUCAUUGUAGGAGUGUACAAUUGAUCAAUGGCUUCAAGUGUCAGAGAA
Solanum dulcamara is the source of this 1173-nucleotide messenger RNA. RefSeq names its product protein sym-1. The coding region runs from base 82 to 993 and encodes 303 amino acids. Lineage: Eukaryota; Viridiplantae; Streptophyta; Magnoliopsida; Solanales; Solanaceae. The record is from RefSeq and is a predicted model, not a curated record. Gene Ontology annotation, cellular component: membrane; cytoplasm. The transcript has 7 exons.